Molecule: messenger RNA, 2571 nt
Organism: Rosa rugosa (rugosa rose)
Lineage: Eukaryota; Viridiplantae; Streptophyta; Magnoliopsida; Rosales; Rosaceae
Product: probable serine/threonine-protein kinase PBL28
Exons: 9
Coding region: 871-2433 (520 amino acids)
Biological process (GO): protein phosphorylation
Molecular function (GO): protein kinase activity; ATP binding
Source: RefSeq, a predicted model, not a curated record
AGCUUUACUCUCUCUCUCUCUCUCUCUCUCUAGACUUGCAUAUAUAAACAAGUUCUGACAUUGUAUAGCUCAGGACCAUUAAUGAACUUAGAAGCUGUGUUGAAUCAAUUUCUAGGAUUUAAGAACUUUGACUGAGUAAUGAGAACUUGUAGCUGUAGGUAGCUGUCUGUCUAAACUUUUUCUGUGUCUUCUCUGUGGUUUUUUGUUUUUUGGUCUGAAUGUGUCUUCUCUGUGGUUGUGCUGGUGUUCUACUUUUCUUGAGAAAUAAUUAAAAACCCAGAUACGUUUCAAGAUUCGAAGCUGUUUUCUGAGCAAGAAAAGUAAAAUAUCUAUGAGAAAAGUUACCUUUUUUCAAGGUAAAAGCGAAAAACUAGUGGUUAAAGUAGCGGGACUUGGGAUUCACAAUACAAGUAGUGAUUGACAAAGUUACUGUGUCUGGGUUUUGAGACCUCACCAGUUUCAAACUCAUUUCCUGUGGAUGUUCUGGCAUUCAUUAUUCUGGAAUUCAGGCUCAGCCUUUUGAGAUUCCCAGGGAAUCUCUUGGGAUUUGGACUUGGAUUUUUCUUCCAAAUGUGGAAUUGUGGGGAUUUUAGCCGUUAAACAAGGCCAAUGAUGGACAAGUCAAUUUCAACAAAGACAGCCUGUUGUGUCGGUUCUAUAGGGUUCUUCCUUCUGUUUUUAUCCCCAUUCUCUUUUGCCCUAUCUGAAAUUCAAGUCUCAAGAAGAAUCUGAAUUGUUUGAUAUAUAUACUUGAUUUUUAAUUUGUUUGGUUCCUAUCUUGUGUAGUUUGAAAUCAUCAAGGGUAUUUGAGGAGUGGGUCUAAUGCCAUAUUGGUUCUGGGGAGCUUCAAUGGGUUGAUGCUUAUUGACAAUGCGCUUGUUCUGGUGGCAACAGUUGCCUCUGCUUAUACUCAUUCAACUUUUACAACCCAGUAGAACAAGUUACAAAAUAUAUGCUGAAGCUUUCCUGACCUUCAAGAGCAGAGUUGGAAGUCCUGAACUCUCCAGUGGUCAGAUUGGAAAAUAUCCGUGUCUGAAACAAUGGACAUUUCUCAAAUAUUAUAAACUGAAGGAUCCUUGUGUUCCUUUCACAUUUCCUGGUAUCUCUUCAAUUCCCCUGCGGUCUAACAGAGUCAACUUAGCACCAUUUGCUCCAAGACUUUUCAUGUCACAAUCUUCAAUUGAUGUACAAAAAGAGCUCCAUAAACAAAGAAACAGAAGGAUAGCAGACAUAGUUGAUGGGGACGGCAGUGUUCCAACACUCACACCUGUACAAGAAGCUGGUGAUAAAAAACCGAAACAGAAAGUUGCAGCCAUCAUUGGUGGAGUUGCUGCUGCUUUUCUUGUGGUUAUUGUAGUGAUACUAGUUUACAUCUACUUGAUGCGUGUCAAAAGAGUCGUUAGGCGAACAUCUGAUACAUCAUCUUCUACACCAUCCCCCCAUGUUGAAUGGACAAGAGGGGACACAUCCCCCUAUGCCGUUGCUUUAUCUCCAUAUGAUACACACAACUUGAGGCAACUGUCAAUAUUGGAACUGGAGCAAGCUACUAGCAAUUUCAAUGAAAAUAAUAUCAUAGGCCAAGGUAGAUUUGGUUUGGUCUACAAGGGAUUGCUCCAAGAUGGAUCUAUUGUGGCUAUCAAGAGACGCUUACAUGCUCCAACUCAGUAUUUUUUUCAAGAGGUGAAGCACAUAGCUCGUGUGAACCACGUGCAUAUUCUCAGGCUCAUUGGUUAUUGCCAAGAUACAAGUCAACAGUUACUUGUCUAUGAGUAUCUUCCAAAUGGAAAUGUUGGGAAUCAUCUAUAUGAUGCUGAAGGUUUGCCUAUUGGAAAGCUGGGUUUAUGGCAAAGGUUAUUGGUUGCUUUGGGAGCAGCCAAAGGACUUGCACAUCUUCAUAGUUUGGUACCUCCUCUCCUGCACAUGAAUUUCAGGACAAGCAAUGUUCUUUUGGAUGAUAACUUUACACCCAAGGUGUCUGAUUAUGGAUUAACCAGACUGCUAAAUAAGGGUCACUAUGCUGGAUCAUCUUCAGCCAUAGACUGCUUUCUUGACCCAGAGUUAGAUUCAUCGAAGAAAUUUUCAGAAAGAGGUGAUGUGUACAGUUUUGGGGUCUUCUUACUGGAAUUGAUCAGCGGACGUGAAGCAAAUGGCAGAAACCAGUCAAAUUUGGGGGAUAAUUUAUUAUUGCAGGCGAAGGAUUGUGAGGAUUUGGACAGAUUUGUUGAUAAAACAUUAGGAGACUAUACAAUGCAAGCUGCAACAAAACAGAUGAUGGAGUUAGCAUUGAUGUGUAUAGAUGCUAGUGAACAAAGACCACACAUGAAGACUGUUGUUCAAGUGCUCGAACGGAUUCAAGCGAGAGAAAUUAGCCAUUUUCACAUCGAAGUCGAGGAGAUAGGUGCUGUGACUCUUGGUAGUGAACUUUUCAAAUGAGUGCCCUCUGUAACAGUCAUCUUUUCAUUCUUUUAUAGAUUUGAUUGGUUUUUAAUUAGUUACAGAAGAGAAAUAGAUUAUAUAAAAGCAUUCUUGAAGUAUAUAAAUCAAUGAAAAUGGUACAGAUUGAUGGGAUUA